AUGGACAUCGGCGGGAGAUCCACUUUUGGCGGAUAUAUGUUUCAAGGACAAGGACGAAUGAAUCAACUAGGUGGAGUCUUCAUUAAUGGGCGACCUCUUCCUAAUCACAUCCGCUUAAGAAUCGUAGAAAUGGCCGCCGCGGGAGUCCGUCCUUGCGUGAUCUCUAGGCAGCUUCGAGUCUCACACGGCUGCGUCUCGAAGAUCCUGAAUCGAUAUCAAGAAACUGGAUCCAUUCGUCCGGGUGUGAUUGGCGGCAGUAAACCACGAGUAGCCACGCCGGAAGUCGAAACUAGGAUCGAAGAGUUGAAGAGGGACAAUCCAGGAAUAUUUUCUUGGGAGAUUAGAGAUAAACUUCUGAGGGAAGGUUUCUCGGAUCCACCAAGCGUCAGUUCCAUUAGCAGACUUCUUCGGGGCGGACGACCAGGGGAUGACGGAAAGAAGGAUUAUACUAUCAAUGGCAUAUUACGUGGGGGUCGCUGCGGUGACGACUCUGACACGGAAAGUGAGCCGGGCAUUCAAUUGAAGCGAAAGCAACGCAGAAGCAGAACGACGUUCACUAGUGAGCAGCUCGAACAGCUGGAAGCUGCGUUUCAACGAGCUCAAUAUCCAGAUGUUUACUCCAGAGAGGAAUUAGCCCAGAGAACUGGACUGACGGAAGCGAGAAUUCAGGUGUGGUUCAGCAAUCGCAGGGCGCGACUUCGUAAACACAAUGGUAAUAUACAGCACCCGAUGACGAACCUGCAGUUGACGACCUGCCAAUACGCCGCGGCUAGUCACGAGCUCGUACAGAUACCGCAGGUGCCACAGAUGCCGAGCGGAAUACCGCAGGUACCCACCACGUUGCAUCAUAGCCCGACGACGCUGCAUCAGACGCCUAGCAGCGUUCACCAAGUCUCCGGCAGCACCGCUGUCGCCCAAAUGACGAGUACAAUGGCUCAGGUACCUACUACGAGCAGCGCUCUUCAGGGACACGCAGUCACCAUUUCCGGUCAUAUCGGCUCGCUUCCUGCACACGCAGCCUCCGUGCAACUCGCGCAGGUAUCAGCAAUGCAACCACCCGUCGCGCACGGUGCGCCGUCGCUUUCACACAACGCCGGUAACACUGAUUGGUCUAGAACGCAGCUCAGCUGGGGACAGUUCAAUCAUUUUCAGAGCAGUGACUAUGGCAAUCAUCAACACGGAAAUUCCCAAAGUACUCAGUCUUCGAAUACUCCGAAUACGGCGGGGACAACGCCAGAAUGGUAUGACCAAGGCUACGAUUACGCUCAGCAUACUCAGCUUAAUUAUCAUCGUAGUAUGGGUGGAAUAUUUUAA
This is a messenger RNA of Atta colombica, 1314 nucleotides long. RefSeq names its product protein gooseberry-neuro-like. The record is from RefSeq and is a predicted model, not a curated record. Gene Ontology annotation, molecular function: RNA polymerase II cis-regulatory region sequence-specific DNA binding; DNA-binding transcription factor activity, RNA polymerase II-specific. Gene Ontology annotation, biological process: regulation of transcription by RNA polymerase II; anatomical structure development. The transcript has 6 exons. Bases 1 to 1314 code for a protein of 437 amino acids. Lineage: Eukaryota; Metazoa; Arthropoda; Insecta; Hymenoptera; Formicidae.